GUCUCUCUUACUGCGACGGCUAUUCAAAAAAUUCGUCACAGUCCACCUCUUCAUCUAUUCAAUUUUUCUCUCUCUAGAUCACGCCAUUUCUUAAUUAAUUACACUCAGAUCUCUCUCUUUUUUCUGUAAUCUCGAUCUCAAUUACGCUAAUCAUCGUCCGAUUUCAUGUGAUUUCGAUUAAUUAAGGAACUGGUACGAAACGACAAUUAACCUCUCGUUUUCGUUCCCGCGGUGGAUCUGGUCAGUUAGGGAUUAAUGGCGUUGUCAGGGAUGAGAGGUCUCUCAGUUUUUAUCAGCGACGUUCGUAAUUGCCCUAACAAAGAACAAGAACGUCUCCGUGUUGAUAAAGAACUUGGAAAUAUUCGUACUCGCUUCAAAAAUGAGAAGGGCUUGACUCCUUAUGAAAAGAAGAAAUAUGUGUGGAAAAUGCUUUACAUUUAUAUGCUAGGUUAUGAUGUAGAUUUUGGUCACAUGGAAGCAGUGUCCUUAAUCUCUGCACCAAAAUACCCAGAAAAGCAGGUUGGCUACAUUGUGACGUCAUGUUUGCUCAAUGAAAACCAUGAUUUUUUGAGAUUAGCAAUAAAUACUGUGCGCAAUGACAUUAUUGGAAGAAAUGAAACUUUUCAAUGCCUUGCAUUGACUAUGGUUGGAAAUAUUGGUGGAAGAGAAUAUGCUGAAUCAUUAGCAGCAGAUGUUCAGAAGUUACUUAUUUCUAGUAGCUGCAGACCUCUUGUGAGAAAAAAGGCUGCCUUAUGUUUGCUACGCCUGUACAGAAAAAAUCCUGAUGUUGUCAAUGUAGAUGGCUGGGCAGAUCGAAUGGCUCAACUGUUAGAUGAGCGAGAUCUUGGUGUUUUGACUUCUUCUAUGAGCCUUCUUGUAGCUUUAGUAUCAAAUCACCAUGAUGCAUACUGGAGUUGUCUCCCAAAGUGUGUUAAGAUAUUGGAGCGGCUUGCCAGGAACCAGGAUAUUCCACAAGAAUACACUUAUUAUGGAAUCCCUACUCCUUGGCUUCAGGUUAAGACAAUGAGAACUCUUCAGUAUUUUCCAACAAUUGAAGAUCCUAAUACUAGAAGAUCAUUGUUUGAGGUCUUACAGCGGAUCUUAAUGGGCACAGAUGUUGUAAAAAAUGUAAAUAAGAACAAUGCAGCCCAUGCCGUUCUCUUCGAAGCUCUAGCUCUUGUCAUGCAUCUUGAUGCUGAAAAAGAGAUGAUGUCUCAGUGUGUUGCUCUUUUAGGAAAAUUUAUUGCUGUGCGCGAACCAAAUAUUCGUUAUCUUGGCUUGGAGAAUAUGACUCGGAUGUUGAUGGUUACAGAUGUGCAAGAUAUUAUCAAAAGGCACCAGGCUCAGAUCAUCACCUCACUGAAAGAUCCUGACAUCAGCAUUCGCCGGCGUGCACUUGAUUUACUUUAUGGUAUGUGUGAUGUUUCCAAUGCAAAGGACAUAGUGGAAGAACUUUUACAGUAUCUAAGCACAGCAGAUUUUGCAAUGCGUGAGGAAUUGUCGCUUAAAGCUGCUAUUCUAGCAGAGAAAUUUGCUCCUGAUUUGUCUUGGUAUGUGGAUGUCAUCCUACAGUUGAUUGACAAAGCGGGAGAUUUUGUUAGUGAUGAUAUAUGGUUCCGUGUUGUGCAGUUUGUAACAAACAAUGAAGACUUACAGCCUUAUGCAGCAGCAAAAGCCAAAGAGUAUCUUGACAAGCCUGCCAUACACGAGACAAUGGUAAAGGUGAGUGCUCAUCUCCUUGGAGAGUUCAGCCACCUUCUAUCUAGACGUCCUGGAUGUAGUCCAAAGGAAAUAUUCAGCAUAAUACAUGAGAAGCUUCCUACUGUAUCAACAUCUACUAUUCCUAUUCUCCUGUCAACAUAUGCUAAGAUCUUAAUGCAUACUCAACCUCCCGAUCCAGAACUGCAGAACCAAAUUUGGGCUAUAUUUAACAAAUAUGAGAGUUGCAUUGAUGCUGAAAUACAACAAAGAGCGGUUGAGUACAUUGCAUUAAGUAGGAGAGGUGCAGCUUUAAUUGACAUAUUGGCUGAAAUGCCUAAAUUCCCCGAGCGCCAGUCUGCAUUGAUUAGAAAAGCUGAAGACAUUGAAGUUGAUACAGCAGAGCAAAGUGCAAUUAAGCUGCGAGCCCAGCAGCAAAUGUCAAAUGCUUUGGUAGUCACUGACCAACGACCUGGUAAUGAGCCCCCACCAGCUAUUGGCCCGCUUAGUCUUGUAAAGGUGCCCAGCAUGAGUUCUAAUGAGGAGCAUGCUUCAGCUGAUCAAGGAGUGACCCAAGACAAUGGAAUUUCAAAUAAGGCGGAUCUUCAAGCUCCCUCUGCAGAUCUCCUUGGUGAUCUUCUGGGACCACUGCCUAUUGAAGGUUCCCCUGCAGCUGUUUCCCAGUUUGAUCAGAACCCAGUCUCUAGAACUGAAGAUAUUCCCAGUGCAGCGGAUGCUGCAGCCAUUGUACCUGUUGGGGAACAGGCAAAUUCUGUUGAGCCUGUGGGAAACAUAAAUGAAAGAUUUCUUUCCUUGUGUUUGAAAGAUAGUGGUGUACUAUAUGAGGAUCCGUACAUUCAGAUUGGGAUCAAGGCAGAAUGGCGGGCACAACAUGGGCGCCUUGUUCUUUUCCUCGGAAACAAAAAUACUAAUCCGCUUGUUUCUGUUCAAGCUGUAAUAUUGCCUCCUGCUCAUUUGAAGAUUGAACUCUCUUUAGUACCUGAAACUAUUCCUCCAAGAGCUCAGGUGCAAUGCCCACUUGAAAUCUCAAAUCUCCGUCCUAGCAGGGAUGUUGCUGUUCUCGACUUCUCAUAUAAGUUCGGUACAAACAUGAUCAAUGUCAAGCUUCGCCUUCCUGCUGUUCUGAACAAAUUUCUUCAGCCUAUCUCAGUUUCCGCAGAAGAGUUUUUUCCUCAAUGGAGGUCGCUUUCUGGGCCACCUCUGAAGCUUCAAGAAGUUGUUAGAGGUGUAAGGCCACUGCCUCUCCCUGAGAUGGCAAACUUAUUUAACAGUUUCCGAAUGAUGAUUUCUCCUGGACUUGAUCCAAAUCCUAAUAACAUGGUUGCAAGUACAACAUUCUAUUCAGAGAGUACAAGGCCGAUGCUUUGCUUGGUAAGAGUAGAAACAGACCCAGCAGAUAGAACACAAUUGCGAAUGACCGUUGCCUCGGGGGAUCCUAUGCUAACAUUCGAGCUGAAGGAAUUCAUCAAGGAGCAGUUAGUCAGUAUUCCUAUAGCACCACGUGGACCUUCACCAGCCCCACCAGUUGCUCAACCGACAAGUCCAGUGGCAGCUCUGACGGAUCCAGGGGCUAUGUUGGCCGGUUUACUAUAACAAUCUGUCCGAGUAUCAUGUGUGAAGAUUUGUUCAUUAUACACUAGUCAACCUGAUUUAUACAUUUGGCCCACCCUUCGAUUCGUCAAGUCAAGAGAUGGGUUAAGGGAUUCGUGAUGCAAGGGCUGGCGGAAUUAAGGGUAUGCUAAUCUGUGAUCAGCUUAAUUCGAACUUUCCGGGGAGGUUGGUCGGGAUUUUGAGAUUCUUUUGCACAAUUUGUAAUGUGCUUAGUGAGCUUUUUUUUUCUCAAUCAUUUGGGGUGAGGGCAUUUUUUUUUCUCCUUUCAUUUUUCCCCUUUUUUAUUUUUUCCAUUUUUAGCCAAUUGGUUUCUGUAUUACAAAUCUGAAAGCGAUGUAUGAUAUUAAAUAGAGGUAGAACGUAGUAGUGUCUGUAUUUUGAUUGUGAAUGCAUAGUUUUAUAUUUUCAAUAAGAGCCGUUUGUAGGAGUGUCUAGAUCA
Molecule: messenger RNA, 3769 nt
Organism: Mercurialis annua (annual mercury)
Lineage: Eukaryota; Viridiplantae; Streptophyta; Magnoliopsida; Malpighiales; Euphorbiaceae
Product: AP-2 complex subunit alpha-1-like
Exons: 27
Coding region: 256-3312 (1018 amino acids)
Biological process (GO): clathrin-dependent endocytosis; intracellular protein transport
Cellular component (GO): AP-2 adaptor complex; membrane coat
Molecular function (GO): clathrin-cargo adaptor activity
Source: RefSeq, a predicted model, not a curated record